CUCUCUUUUUUUUUUUUUCAUGAUAAACUCAACAGAUGCCCUUCUGGGUCAUGACCGAUUCUUUCAUGCUUCCAAGUCUUUUAUUAUUAUAGUUAAAGCAUGAGGAGUGCAACGGGGGUCUUGUGUCACUACCGCCCAUGGUUUGUUCUGGGCAGCGCACAAAACCACUUUCCCUGCUACCACCAUCAAGAACUGGUCUGAUUAGGUUUAGGGUUUGAUUUUUGAUAGGAAUCUUUCAAGAACCGGGUAAUUCCACUUUUGGGCAACUUUCGUUUUCGAAUUGAAAUUCUUGGGUCUCUGUCUCUUCUUUUUGUAGUCUUAAAUUUGUCUUCAGUCCCACCGCUUUUGGCAAACAGAAGAUAUGGCUCGUCAAGAAUUUGAUUGAUGGGGACAAAAUACAUAGAAGCUGAUGUCACAGAUGAUCCUGAUGGAAUAUCUCCAGUUCCACCAGGUUUUACGUCACCUGCAUCAUUCACUUUGCAGCGGGUCCAGGAUGAUGUUAUGGUUUCGACGUGUGCUUCUGAUUCAACACAGUUAGGGAGGGAAACCGACUGCAGCGUCUUGGGUGAUAAGACGUUGAGGAAGUCACUUCGACAUAAGCCUUGGGUGAACUACAGUCAGUUUGAUGAUAGCUCAGAAGAAGAAUCUGAUGCUGAGCUGUAUAAACAGAAUGCGCCCUCAAUCCGCUGCUUACCAAAAGGGGUUAUUCGAGGAUGUGCCGUGUGUAGAAACUGUCAGAAGGUUACAGCACGAUGGUGUCCGCAAGAUGCAUGCAGACCUGUCCUUGAUGAAGCCCCCAUAUUUUAUCCAUCUGAAGAGGAAUUUGAAGAUACUCUCAAAUAUAUUGCAAGCAUACGCCCAAGUGCGGAACCAUAUGGAAUUUGUCGUAUUGUUCCACCUCCUUCUUGGAACCCCCCAUUCGUUCUCAAAGAGAAAGGUGUAUGGGAAAAUUCAAAAUUUGCAACUCGCAUCCAACAGGUGGAUAAGCUUCAAAAUCGUGACACUAUGAAAAAAAUCUGCAGAAACCAUUGUAUUAUGGGGAGGAAAAGACGAAAGCUUGCAAAAAUGGGGGGUACCAAUAAUGAAAAUCUGGUGGAAGCUAGUCUGCUUGGAUGUCUAAAUAGCAUUGAGAGGUUUGGGUUUCAACCUGGUCCAGAUUUCACUCUGGAAUCAUUUCAGAAGUAUGCAAAUGACUUCAAGGAGCAAUAUUUUUGCAACGACAUGCAUUUUGAUUUAAGUUCUGGGCAAUGGGGACCAUCACUGGAGAAUAUUGAAGGUGAAUAUUGGCGGAUAGUUGAGAGACCAAGUGAAGAGAUUGAGGUGCUCUAUGGUGCUGAUUUGGAUACUGGAAUUUUUGGCAGUGGUUUUCCCAGAGCAUCUUCCUCUAUGACAAAUUUUGAAUUCAAGGAUCAAUAUGUGAAGUCAGGUUGGAACUUAAACAACUUUCCUCGGCUUCCAGGUUCUGUGCUCUCCUUUGAAAGCGAGGACAUUUCUGGUGUUGUGGUUCCAUGGUUGUAUAUAGGAAUGUGCUUUUCAUCAUUUUGUUGGCAUGUCGAAGACCACCAUUUAUAUUCAUUAAAUUACCUGCACUGUGGUGCUCCAAAAAUAUGGUACGGAGUGCCAGGAAAAGAUGCCCAAAAGUUGGAGGCAGCCAUGAAGAGACAUCUACCAGAUUUAUUUGAAGAACAACCAGACUUGCUUCACAAUCUUGUGACUCAAUUUUCUCCAUCAUUGUUAAGAUCAGAGGGAGUGCCUGUUUAUCGCUGCGUUCAGGAUGCAGGAGAUUUUGUCAUCACUUUUCCUCGAGCAUAUCAUUCAGGUUUCAACUGCGGAUUCAAUUGUGCGGAGGCUGUAAAUGUGGCUCCUAUUGACUGGCUGCCUCAUGGGCAGAAUGCUGUCGAGCUUUAUCGCGAACAGGGACACAAAAUAUCGAUAUCCCAUGACAAAUUGCUACUAGGAGCUUCCAGGAAAGCAGUUAGAGCUCAGUGGAAUAUCUUAUUUCUGAGGAAGAACACAUUAGAUGACUUAAGAUGGAAAGAUGUCUGUGGAUUGGAUGGCAUCCUAGCAAAGGCACUAAAGGCACGUAUUGAGAUGGAACGUGUAAGGAGAGACUUCCUUUGCUCUUCUUCUCAGUCAAGAAAAAUGGACACUGGUUUUGAUGCUAAUAGUGAGAGAGAAUGUGUUGUUUGCCACUAUGAUUUGCAUCUUUCUGCUGCUGGAUGUCCAUGUUCUCCAGACACGUUUGCAUGUCUGAUCCAUGCAAGGCAGCUGUGCUCAUGUGCUUGGAGCACAAGGUUCUUUCUGUUCCGCUAUGAAAUCAGUGAACUCAACACCCUAUUAGAUGCUUUGGGAGGGAAGUUGAGUGCAGUUCAUAAGUGGGGGCUCUCAGAUCUUGGGUUGAGUUUGAGUUCUUAUCUCUCAAAAGACAGAGCACGAGAACCCAAACCUAUAGAUAAAGCUAACGAUAAAGAAACUAAAGAACAGGGGCCACUAAAUCAGAGUUGUUCUAAUAAUGAUGCAAGGACAGAAAUUAGGGCAUCCAGACUGCAGCCAUCCUCCUUAGAAGUACCAAAGGAGGGAGAAAAGAUAAUGCUUGACAAAGUUGAUUCAAUACAUUCAGUUGCAGAUCACUCAUCAACCAAACCCACAAGCCUAUCAGUUUCUAAGGAUCUAUGUCCAGUGGAGAGGUGCUUAACUAGGGAUCAAAACUUACAUUCUGGAGAAGGAUACAGAAGAUCAAAUUCUAGAUCAUCUGAUUAUUCAGGACAGAUACAUUCUUCCAGUGGUACAAGAUUAUCUGACUAUUCAGGACAGAUGCAUUCUUCCAAUGGUGCAGUAAGCACCAAUCUGAUGCAGAGUAAUUGUAGUGAAGUAGCCAAUGUAAAACAAUUUAGCAGCUCAAAUAUGACAUUAUUGAAGCCAGCAGAAGAAACAUCUUCUGGUGAUGCAAAUGCUAGAUCAAGGAUUAGUGAACAUAAAGUGGCAUGCAAGUUGUCUGGUAAACCGAUGGAAGAUCUCUCUGUAGAAAACUCAAUAACUUUUGCCAGGCAGGCAAACUGCGAUGAUAAGGUGACUUCCUGCAAUUCUCACAAGGAUCAGGUUCUUGUAACACCAGAUACAAAUGCAUCCAUUAGAAAUGACAAAGAUAUCAUUUUGCUAGCUGUUCUGGAAGAGUCUAUUAAUUUUUCAAAUUCAGCAUCUGUUCAGGUGAAAGACCAAGAAGAAGGAACUUGCAGAAAGGAUUUCUCAAGUUUACCAAAUCAACAAGCUUUAAGAUCCUUUACUCAAAAUAGACCCGACUGUGCAAUGUCUACCACUGGGCCCGUUGCAAAAGCAAUUUCAGAUCAUUUGGCCGUAAAAGAAGUAUGUGGUAAUACUUCUACAGAUAUUGGUAAUCAUCUUCAGCAUCCUGAGCUUUCUGGUACCGUUAAACCAAAUGAUGAAAGCAAAGCAGGGAAACCUGAUUUAAACUCUCAUCUGAACCUGAUGGAUAGAGGAAAACCAGUUACAAGGCCAUCUUGUUCAUUAAAUAGUCUCGAUAGAUGCAACAGUCUUCAGGGGGGCCCUCGCAUGGCCAAAGUGGUGCGGAGAAUUAAUUGCACUGUCGAGCCUUUGGAAUAUGGUGUUGUGUUCUGUGGAAAAUUAUGGUCCACCAGUCAGGCCAUAUUUCCAAAAGGAUACAGAAGUCGAGUUAGAUACAUAAGCAUUCUAGAUCCAACAGAAAUGUGCUACUACAUAUCCGAAAUUCUAGAUGCUGGACUGCUUGGACCUCUAUUUAUGGUAUUUGUAGAGCAUCGUCCAAGUGAAGUAUUUAUUCACAUGUCGGCCGCCAGAUGCUGGGACAUGGUGAGAGAGAGGGUGAACCAGGAAAUUAUGAAGCAGCACAAGGUGGGAAGAAUCGACCUUCCAUGUUUGCAGCCCCAAGAAUCUGUUGAUGGCCUCGAAAUGUUUGUUUUGUCAUCACCAGCGGUUAUGCAGGUCAUCGAGGCACUUGAUCCGAGUCAUGUUUGCACAGAGUACUGGAGGUCCAGGCCCCAAGCUCAGGCCCCAUCCCUUCCAGCUACCUUGAUCCAAGAUAAUGGGUCAAGUCCUAUAAAGGACCAAGGCAGUGAAGAAGGGCCCUUGCCUGUAGGCUCCAAUAUUGUGGCCCUUAGGAUUAGGAGCCUUUUCAAGAAGGCCAACCCAGAGGAGCUACAUGCUUUGCAGAGCAUACUUAGCGGUGGUGCUCCCAACAACUCGAAGCAUCGAGUCAUCCAGUUUCUGAACGAAGAGUCGGAGAGCCGCAAAUCUAAAUAAAAGAUAUGUUAGUCACUGUUGGCAUGACUUGUACCGGGAGUCUGGCAGCUAACUACUACUGGAGUCUCUGCUGUGUCAUUAUGCAGGUUCGAAUUGGUUUUGAGCUGGAACCAUAGACAAGACUUUUUCUUUA
This is a messenger RNA of Elaeis guineensis (African oil palm), 4429 nucleotides long. RefSeq names its product lysine-specific demethylase JMJ703. The record is from RefSeq and is a predicted model, not a curated record. Gene Ontology annotation, biological process: chromatin remodeling; regulation of gene expression. Gene Ontology annotation, molecular function: histone H3K4me/H3K4me2/H3K4me3 demethylase activity. Lineage: Eukaryota; Viridiplantae; Streptophyta; Magnoliopsida; Arecales; Arecaceae. Gene Ontology annotation, cellular component: nucleus; chromatin.